This is a messenger RNA of Aspergillus chevalieri, 990 nucleotides long. Its product is annotated as MCP1 family protein. Gene Ontology annotation, biological process: mitochondrion organization; lipid homeostasis. The record is from RefSeq and is a predicted model, not a curated record. The coding region runs from base 1 to 990 and encodes 329 amino acids. Gene Ontology annotation, cellular component: mitochondrial outer membrane. The transcript has 2 exons. Lineage: Eukaryota; Fungi; Ascomycota; Eurotiomycetes; Eurotiales; Aspergillaceae.
AUGAAGCCAGACGAUUUCGAUACUCGGUCUGUCAUCUCCAUGCAGGAGUUGGAGCCUUCACCGGUGACAGAUGAAGGUCCCGAUCUGGAAAACGGCGAUUUAUUCCCCGAAUCUGAAAAGGCUAUACAAUCACCGCAAGGAAAUGGCAGCGGAUUUUUCGGCCAGAAGCUCGGGCUGCGGGGACACAGCUGGGAUUCAUGGUUAUCUGCAAUCCAGAAGUACUCGACAUAUCCGCCAACGCUGUUUACCGUGCUGCAUUUCGCCAACACUUCCCUAAUUCCGCUGGCAACUCGCUCUGUUGCAGACAGUGAGAGCUAUCUGCUCCUCACGAGAGAGAUCUACCAGUCGCCGUCAUUCGAACAUCUCGUCCUUACCGCUCCAAUCCUCACGCACAUUGCUUCGGGAAUCGUGCUCCGGAAUAUUCGUGCAUCUCGUCGGGCCCGGUUAUAUGGCGCGGAAACGCGGUCUCAAAGGUAUUCGUUGAAGUUCUGGCCUCGCAUGACGCUGCAGGCUCGCUUGGGUUAUCUUCUGAUUCCUCUCCUUGGUACUCAUGUUUUGGUUAACCGCAUCACACCGAUUAUGGUCGAAGGAGGAAGCUCGGGUGUUGGUCUGGGAUACAUCGCGCAUGGUUUUGCUCGCAGUCCUGUCUUCUGGAACAUAUAUUAUGGGAUCUUUGUUGCUGCGGGUGUGUGGCACAUUGUUGGAGGCUGGUCUUCAUGGAUGGGAUGGAGAGUUACCACUGUUCGGAGAGAACACCGCAGCAAGGGCUCCCUCGAAGGGCAUUUGGGAGAGGCCGAAGUCAUUGCGCAGCGGGAUAGGAGACAGAGAAGGACAAGGUGGACGGUCUAUGGCAUGGCCGCUAUCGGGACAGCUGUCUGGCUUGCUGGUGCCCUGGGGACCAUUGGGCGCGCCGGAGCUGCUGGUGGUUGGCAAGCGAAGAGCUGGAACGAAGUUUACCGCCAGGUCCCUGUGAUCGGUGAUUGGCUUUGA